AUGACUCAACCGAAACAUCUUGCCGUGGCCAGCGAAGUUGCUACAUUGGACGUCGCCCGCGCGAGUGGAGUUCCGACACCAACAGUCUAUGGCUAUUCAUGUGACGCUAAGAAUGCGGUUGGCGCGGAGUACAUUCUCAUGGAGCAUGCUCGUGGGCGGCUUCUGGGUGAUACCUGGUUCGAACUUUCGGACAAGCAACGCAUUGCGCUUCUUUCACAGCUUGUGGAGAACGAGACGAGGCUGUUUUCAGCGGUACUGCCAGCUCAUGGCAGUAUAUUCUACGAGAAGGACCUCCCUGAGACCUUUAGAAGGCAUGCCUUUUCGGUUGAUGGCAUCUCGGAGAAGCUUUGCGUGGGUCCAGACGUCUCCAUACGCGAUUGGUUCGAAGAUCGAAGCCAUAUAGAUAUCAGAAGAGGCUCAUGUACGUUUUGAGACGUCCCUAUGGUUUACAUUCACUGACAGCUUACAGCUAAGACAGCGCAAGAAGUUUUGGAAAUGGCUGCUCUCAAAGAAAUAGCCUUUCUCCAGCAGUAUGGCAAGCCUCGCCUGCCUUUUGAACGGGUUUAUCGCGACAUCACAAAUUUCGAGAAGUCCGAUCCGCAGGAGCACAUCACGAGUCUCGAGAACUACCUUGAAAUCACUGCUCAACUUGUGCCGAAAGACGAAUGGCUCCAUAAGCCGACGCUUCGUCAUCCGGAUCUGAAUCCGAACAAUGUUUUUAUCUCUGAAAGCCAAGAGAUCACAAGCAUAAUUGAUUGGCAACACAGCGCUGCUUUACCAUUAUUCUUACAGCUUGGCAUUCCGUCCUACUUCCAGAAUUACGGCGAUCCAGAUUCGGAGAAUCUUGGCAAACCGCACCUUCCGGCUGACCUAGAUGAGUGGGAUGAAUCUGAUCGCGCAAAAGAGCUUGAGCUCUAUCGACGACGUCACUUACACUUCUACUACGUGGCAGCAACUGCAAAGAAAAACAAACCUCAUUUCAAUGCUCUUAUGUAUCCAGGAGGCCUCUUCCGCCGGAAGAUCUUCCAGCACGCGGGCGAACCGUGGGAAGGCAACAGCAUAACAUUGAAGGCUGAAUUGAUCAAAUUGACGCAGUCUUGGCGAGACAUUGCUGAUCACGCAUAUGGAUCUGAUGGCCCAGUGCCUCCAUGCCCAUUGUCUUUUGACGAACAUGAGGUGGAGAAGACUGUUGAAGCUCUUGUACGACAGGAAGAAGCGGAUCAGGGCCUGGAAUUCAUGCGAAAUUUCGUCGGUAUGAGUACUGAUGGGUGGGUGCCGAACGAAGAGUAUGAAGAGGCUGUAGCCAAGGAAGCCGAGAUCAAGAAGGAAGCCUUGGCUUGCUACGAAGACGACGAUCCUGAGCGAGAGAUGGCUAUCGAGCACUGGCCAUUCGACGACCAUGACGAAAACGAGUGA
Lecanosticta acicola is the source of this 1416-nucleotide messenger RNA. NCBI's taxonomy places the organism in Eukaryota, Fungi, Ascomycota, Dothideomycetes, Mycosphaerellales, Mycosphaerellaceae. The record is from the annotation of a GenBank genome assembly.